AUGUCUUUACUCGGUCUUGAUCUUGCCCAGAAGGCUCUUUCACUCUACACUGUGACAGCCUUUGUGAUGGCAGUGCUGCCCAAUGUCUAUGCUAUCAUGUUAUCGGGACCGCGUUACGACAAUUGCAACCCACGGAAGCUCCAGAGCACCAUCACCGCCGACGACAAGCUGGAUGAGAUUACAAAGGCACGUAUACUCCGUGCCAAGGCCGCGUCGGAAAACAUAUUUGAGACGCUCGGGUUCUAUUCAGCUGUCGUCGUGGCCGCCAACUUGACCGGCGUCGAUGCCCACGCUGUCAACAUCAUGACCCUGAGCUACAUCGGCUGCCGAGCUUUGUACAACAUCGUCUAUGUGCGCCUGGAGGACAACCGCAACUAG
Messenger RNA from Colletotrichum graminicola M1.001, 378 nucleotides. RefSeq lists its product as uncharacterized. Lineage: Eukaryota; Fungi; Ascomycota; Sordariomycetes; Glomerellales; Glomerellaceae. The transcript has 3 exons. The coding region runs from base 1 to 378 and encodes 125 amino acids. Gene Ontology annotation, cellular component: membrane. The record is from RefSeq and is a predicted model, not a curated record.